Molecule: messenger RNA, 1751 nt
Organism: Dioscorea cayenensis subsp. rotundata (Guinea yam)
Lineage: Eukaryota; Viridiplantae; Streptophyta; Magnoliopsida; Dioscoreales; Dioscoreaceae
Product: cyclin-SDS-like
Exons: 7
Coding region: 1-1548 (515 amino acids)
Biological process (GO): regulation of cyclin-dependent protein serine/threonine kinase activity; mitotic cell cycle phase transition
Cellular component (GO): cyclin-dependent protein kinase holoenzyme complex; nucleus; cytoplasm
Molecular function (GO): cyclin-dependent protein serine/threonine kinase regulator activity
Source: RefSeq, a predicted model, not a curated record
AUGGAUGCUGGUGCAAUCCCUUGCCAGAGAGUCUCGGAUAGGAAGCGGCCGCUAGAUGUCAUUCCCCCAGCAGCACGGAAGCUCCGGUCCAAGCUCCCACGCCGGAAGCGCGCCGUCAUUUCCAAUCUCCAUCUCUUAACUGCCAUCUUAGAUCAUGGGGACGGUGAGGGAUCGUCCUCCUGCUUCCACAGUGGCCUGUCCACCGUCUCCUCCCACUACCCCGCCGGAUCCGACGCUUCGAAGCCUCCGCAAUCACCCCACAGGAUGAAGGCGAUCGCUGCUGAUCAGAACCGCCCCAUCACCCGCUGGUAUUCUCGGAAGAAGGGACUCCUCCGAUCGAGGCUUGAAUUGGCCGCUCCGGAGAUCUCGAAGCAAACAGUAGAGAAUCCUCCCGAGAUCUCCGAAACUUCCGUCCUAGAGUCAGUGUCCGAGGUCCUCCCCGGAAUGAUCACCAAAUCGGCUGUCUCUGAGAGCUCUGUCGCACGGCGAGGUGGUGAUACCCGCGAUCUAGACCUCGACUCCGAUCUAGCAUGCUCCGAAAGGCUCUCCGGCGAGUGCAGCGGCAGCUCGGAGUACUCGACGUGCAACGAGAUGACGCUCUCGGAUUUAGAUUCCGAUCUCUUUCUCUGCGGAUCCUCCUCCUACUGCAGCUCAUCCAUCUACCUCGAUUCCACCGACGACUUCUCCGACCACUUCACAAACAACAACCCAUCGCCGACGUUCGCCUUCUUCCUCGAUCUCCGGCGACAACUCCAUCUAUUCUCCACACCCGGUGAUUCCGAUUCCUCUUCUAGAUUUCAAGAUCAAUCUCCAAUAGAAUUCACAGUGAUGAGGUUUGAAGAGGAGGACGAUGAGGAGGGCUAUAAAGGGCUAAGGAGGAGAGAGAGGAGGAACGGUGCGCCGACGAGCUACGCCGACGAGUACACAGACGAGACGAUCAACGGCGAUCUUAUUCUUCAGCAGCGGUUGCUGAUGGUGAACUGGAUCAUCGAGCAUGCAAAGGCCAUGGAGCUCCAGAAUGAGACUAUAUUCUUGGGCGUCAGUUUACUGGACAGGUUCCUAAGCAAAGGAUACUUCACUACGGAUAAGAACCUUCAGCUUCUGGGAAUCUCAUGCAUCACUCUGGCCACCAGGAUUGAAGAGAACCAACCCUACAACAGCAUUCGACAGAGAUCGUUCACAGUGGGAAGCAAUGUUUACUCUCGGUCAGAAGUAGUGUCCAUGGAAUGGCUGGUGAUGGAGGUCCUCAAGUUCCAGUGCUUCCCUCCCACCAUUCACAACUUCCUCUGGUUCUAUCUAAAGGCGAGCGGGGCGGACGCGGAGGUGGAGGCUCUUGCCCGUUACCUGGCCGUGCUGUCUUUACUAGACCAUGAGCGUCUAAGCUUCUGGCCUUCCACCGUCGCCGCCAGCCUUGUCAUCCUCGCCUCCCUUGCAACUGACCAUGACUCCUCCUGCCAUCUUGUCAUGGAGACCCAUGUGAGAACCAAAAAUGAUGACCUUCCUGAAUGCAUACAGAGCCUGGAGUGGCUGGUCAAAUAUGCUUGUUAGGAGACACUAGUGUCCAGGUUACCUUUUAGUCCUUCAUUUCUCUUUUUACUAAUACAAUUGGAUGCUAUAAAUAGAGUUAAUAAUAGAUGUAAAAAAUACGCUCUAAAUCAUUCAUUGGUGAGGCUAGACUUUUAGCAAUGAGAUGUUGGAAAUUUAGGCCCACCUGUUUUGUAUAAACAGUACAUGAUUUGACUUGAGCAUUA